GCUGUCAUGGCGUCCGGGAGCGGCGCUGCCGAAGGGAUGGAGGCGCCCCGGGGGGAAAGCGCUGAGCCCGCGGGCACCGGCAGCGACACCGACAGCGGCACCGACGGCGGCUCCUCGCUGGCCGCCAGCUCCGAUGAUCUUGAGCCUGAGUGGUUGGAUAGUGUGCAGAAAAAUGGAGAAUUAUUUUAUUUAGAGUUAAGUGAAAGUGAAGAAGAAGUUCUGCUUCAGAACAGCUGUCCAGAAAUGCCAGCAGUGAAUCAUGUCAGGUUUCGUGAAAACGAAGCUGAAAUCAUUCAAGAGGGAUCACGAAAGGAGAGGAAGUAUGAACUGAAGAAAUGGACCAAAAUGCUAAAAAAGAAGAGUCUUUUACCAAAGAGUUCUGGUAAGAAAGGCAGUGGAAGCUGCAAUGAGCACCCCUCUGGUCCUACUUCCAUAUUGAAGCACCGCUCUGCUCAGAAAAUGGGUGUCACUGUUCAGCACAAGUACAAAGAUGUGUCUGUGUAUGUAAAUCCCAGAAAACUCUCCAGUGCUGGGGAAGAAGAGCAGCAGAGGCUGCUGGAAGCCUUAGUAGGGAUUGUCCAUCAGUCCUCAUGGAGCAGCAGAAGAGUGGAAAAACAAGGCAGGAAGGAUAAAGUCACCAGAGGAGCCAGUGAGGAGAAGCUUGUGGUACAUGGCUUGGUGCCAGGUAGUUCUGCAAUGAAAACUGGUCAAAUCCUGAUUGGAGAUGUUCUUGUUGCUGUAAAUGAUGUCGAUGUGAAUUCUGAAAACAUAGAGAGGGUUUUGUCUUGCAUUCCAGGUCCUAUGCAGGUUAAACUGACAUUUGAGACCUCGGUGUUUGAGGCUGAAGGGACUUCUGAGCCAAGGAACAAACAGACACAGUCAAGCAUGAGCAACCUGGCUCGGCUGCUGUGGGGAGAGGACGCUGUGGAGCCUCAGCAGGAUGUGCCUCACAUUGUCAUGUUCCUCACACUGAAACUGGACUCUGAGACCUCCAGGGAUGAGCAAGAAAUUAUUUAUCAGUACCCCAUAUCUGAAGCAUCCCAAAAACUGAAAAGUGUGAGAGGGAUAUUUCUCACACUGUCUGACAUACUGGAAAGUGUUACUGGUACCGAGAUUAUCAGCUCCUCCCUGUUCUUGUGUGAAAAACUUGUUCAAGUUGUUUACUGGAAAGCAUCUGACAAGUUGCUGGUCAUUGGCCUUCCUGAAGAAAAUGUGCCACUUUAUCAGCUGAGGAACAUGAUUCAGAAUGUUGUCAGGACCCUGACAUUCAUGUACAGUUCUUUGGACAGUGCUUUUUGCCAGGUGGAAAAUGCUUCUCGCCUGGAUCAUUUUUUCAGCCUGUUCUUCCAGCGUGCCCUCCAUCCUGCGAGGUCCCAGGCUGGCAGCAGUGCCCAGCUGCAGGAUCCCUGCAGUGCCCUGCUCCCGGGCAGCCUCCCCGCGCUGCGCUGGCUGACGCUGCCCCAGCAAGUCAAGAUGGAAAUUGACACAGCACUGAGUGAUCUGGAAGCAGCUGAUUUUGCAGAGCUGUCUGAAGAUUAUUAUGACAUGAGAAGAUUAUAUGUGAUCCUGGGCUCUUGUCUCUUUUACAAGGGUUACUUGAUUGGCAAUCACUUGCCAAAGGAAGACCUCGUUGACGUGGGUUUCUAUUGCCAGCACUACUGUCUGUUAUCGCUGGCAGCAGAGCAGAGGAUUGGCCAGUUGGUGAUUUGGCGGGAAGUGUUCCCACAGCAUCACCUGCAGCCGGAUGAGGAGUCACAUUUCACAGGAUACAGGGAGCCUGAAGCAAGAUACUUCUUACUGAUAGUGGGCUUGAGACACUUUGUCCUGUGUGUCCUGCUGGAGGCAGGGGGCUGUGCAUCCAGAGCUAUUGGGAACCCAGGACCAGACUGUAUCUAUGUAGACCAGGUCAAAGCAACCAUUCUCCAGCUGGAAGGAAUCGACGCCAGCAUCGAGGAAAGGCUGGAUUCUCCUUCCGUGCCACCUUUAGCCUGUGCUGACUGGUUCCUUCCUGCAGCACGGGACAGGCUGGAGAGCUUGAGCACCUCCCCAGUGCUGAGCAAGCUGCAGAGCUCCUGCAAAGCUGGGAGCACUGCAGGGAGCAGGAGGAGCCUCUUUGGGGACACUGGGCACACCCCACGGGGCAGUGGGGCAGCUGAGCAGGGCAGCGAGGGGCCCGCGGAGGAGGAGAGCACAAAUCCACAGCCUCUGAUGGAGCAGGCCACUAGGAAAAAACACACCCUGCCAAACCCAUUUCAUUUAGGAAACCUGAAAAAGAACUCUUCAGAGAAAGAUACAGAACUUCCUAAUGCUAUGAGGUUGACAUCUGGUCCUGAGAACACCCUGUUCCACUAUCUGUUUUUGGAGACAAUGCAAGGAAUCUUUAUUACUCCAACUCACAAAGAAGUAGCCCAGCUCGGUGGCUCCAUCCACCCUCAGUUAAUUGAGAAUUUCUACCAGUGCUGCCUUUCAAUCCGUUCCAUUUUCCAGCAGUCCAUGAAGAAAGAGAAAAAGAAGGCAGGCAGUGGGAUUUCAGAUUUCAGUAAGGCAGCUGAGGACCCAGGGCUGGUAAGAGAACACGGACUCCUGUUUGAGUGCUCUCCUGAAAACUGGACUGACCAGAAGAAACCACCACCAACAAUGAACUACUGGGUUGUGGGGAGACUCAUUCUCCAUCCCAAGCCUCAGGAGUGUUACGUGUGUUUCCAUGACUCAGUGACAGAAGCUGCUGUGGAGCUGGCCUUUAAGCUGUCCUUUGGCUUAGCUGCAUAGCUGAGCUUCCUGCACACUCAGGCAUCCUGCAGGGUGGUGUUCAUUCUUUAAAAUAUCCCAUGUCAAGGGAAAUGAGCUCAGUUUGGGUGCCACCCAUGGGGCAUCUUUGAAAUGCUUUAAAAAAAUCAAAUACUUUGUGGUAUGAAGCAGUUAAAACUUCAGUGGUGCUUCUGAUGAGCUCAUCAAUGGAAUGCUUAUUUUCAGAGAACCAAAGUUCCUAUUUUUAUAUGCUGUCACUUUUUUUUAUCCUGGUCCUAACUUUAUUAUAUGAAAACACCACAUCAUUUGUCUGUUCACUGCUGUUCAGUAUACAAUAUGCAACAUAAAAUGGUAAGCUGAUCCUCAAAGUACUCUGUGAACAUGGAAAUUGGUGGUGGAGGAAAAAAAAUUCUCCAGUAACUUUAAAUUUUGCACCUCUGAGAGGCUGGAAAACACUGAAUGUUUUCAGUAGCAUUGUGUUAAUCAAAACAGAGAGAAAUCUUUAAGACAAUUCCUGGCACUUAGCCUCACAAAACUGAUGGUUUAGUAUUUUCGCUGUCCUGGACACUUGAGGACUAUAGUGUGGUUGGUGUUUUACUUGACUCCAUGAGUUUUACCUAUAAAUAUUACUUAAAUUUGUUCAAAUGCAAUUUUGAAGACCCUAAAA
Molecule: messenger RNA, 3415 nt
Organism: Melozone crissalis (California towhee)
Lineage: Eukaryota; Metazoa; Chordata; Aves; Passeriformes; Passerellidae
Gene: INTU
Product: inturned planar cell polarity protein
Exons: 16
Coding region: 7-2769 (920 amino acids)
Biological process (GO): establishment of planar polarity; vesicle-mediated transport; nervous system development
Cellular component (GO): cilium; cytoplasm
Molecular function (GO): protein binding
Source: RefSeq, a predicted model, not a curated record